UUUACCUUGAGUAUCUAUCCCCUGCAGCUAUCUCCCACUGUGCCUGGCUGCCUCCCAUCAUUGUUUGAGACAGCGUCUUCUCCAAGCUGACCUACUCAUCUAUAGUCCUUGUGACUCAUCCAUGUGGCUGGGAUGGGGCUUGAGUUCUUGAUCCUCCCCUCCUGUCUUAACCUCUUAAGCUCCCCUGUGUGAAUUUUGCCUACUGCUACGUUGGCCUCUCUCAGCCAGGUCUUGUGAGGAUCCUAGGCUUUUCCUGAACACCAGAGAAGGGUUGGUAUGGUGACUCCCACUUUUGGUCUGCUCACUGGGGCACUGCAGAGGUGCCUGCCAGAUGCUAAAAGCCACAGCCACCCAGGUGCCAGGCCAGCAGACUGCUUGUGCUUAGAAUGCUUAGCUGUAAGUUGCUGAUAAAAAUGUAGCCAGCUUUAAAGCUGGAUAUUGUGUUUCAUUUUUGAGGACAAGUCCCACAGAGUAGCCCAGGCUGGAACUCAGUAGGCUGUUGACUAUGGUGGCCUAGAGCAUGAAGUAAUCCUCCUGCUGCAGUCUCCUAAGUGCUGAGAUUACAGGUGUGAAUCACCUGGAGCUCAAGAGAUCCAGCUGCCUCUGCUUCCAGAAUGCUGGGAUUAAAGGCAUGUGCCACCACAGCCCAACUAAGCCUGUUUUCUAUAUAUAUUUAUGUGUAUAUUUGAUCAGUGAGUGCAUGUAUGUGGUAGCAUGGAUGUCAGGUCAGAGGGCACCCUUUCAGAGUUGGUUGUCUGUUUCUAUCAUGUUGGUCCCAGGGUUUGAAUUGAAGUCAUCAAGCUGACCAAGACCAAGUUUACAGCCGAUUUGGAAACCUUUGUUUGGAGUAAUGUGUGUGCAUGUUCCAAUGUGCACAUGCAGAGGUCAGCCUCGGGAUCUUUCAGAUGCAGUCUUUUCACUGUUGGCCCUUGAUAAGCAGGUGUGAUGACAACCAUACCUGCUGUCCUAGCAUUCGAGGUGGAGGCAGGAGGGUCAGGAAUUCAAGCUUGUCUUCAGCUGUUCACAAGUCUGAAGCCACCACGGACUAUAUGAGUAAUUACCUCAGAAACACAAGAAGGGUUUGGUGGCAAGCAGUCUUGACCCCAGCACUCAGGAGGCAGAGGCAAGCAGAUCUCUGUGAGUUUACUGACAGCCUGGUCUACAUAGGGCAUUCCAGGACACCCAAGGCUACAUAGUGAGACCCUGUCUUGAAGGGGGUGUACUUACUGUGAUAAUGGAGGUGAUAAUAUAUUUAUGGACCCAGGUUCAAUCCUCUGAAACGACACACAAAGAUGGGAAGCAGGUAAGCGUGUAAGCUAGCUGGCCUAGCCACUGAAGGACUGAAGAGAUGGCUCAGGACACUCGCUGCACUGGAAGCGGACCUGAGUUCUGCCAUCCCCAUCCUCUCUGACUGGGGGAGAAGCAGUACUGUCCCCUACCAUCAAGUGAGCGCUAUGGCACCUUUGCAUGGCCCACAAACACCAGAUACGAAACCCUAACCUGAGCAAACAGGAGCAAAUUUGGUGGGAGGUGGGGUGAUGCUUUGCAAAGUCUAGUGAGGACAGAGGGUAUUGCCCAGCCUGUCCUGUGAAAAGGUCAGAGUUUUGGGCCAGAAUAAGCUGUGGAGAAUAAUGGUCUCUCUCUUUAACCCUGGGUACCUUAUAACUCUCUAUCCUCCUGCCUCAGCUUCCUGGAAUCACAGGUAUGUUCAGCUCUUCUGGCUUACCUGUUUGUUUGUUUUCCUUUUGAUUUUUUUUGAGACAGGGUUUUCUGGUAGCUAUGGAACCUGUCCUGGAACUCACUCUGUAGACCAGGCGGGCCUCAAACUCACAGAGAUCCAUCUGCCUGUGCCUCCCAAAUGCUGGGAUUAAAGGUGUGUGCCACCACUACCUGGCAGAUGGCUUAUCUGUUUCUUAGGGAUGAAUCUCUGUUAGGGCCCCAAACACCCCAAGUUCCAACCUAAGUAUUCUGAUGCUUGGGUGGUACCUGUUAGGGCCAUGAUGGGCUCUUGAGAUCCUCACCAGCCCUAGUGUGGACUUCACAUCCUGUUCUGAUCAUUUCAGGCAUCGGAGGCGGAGGAGAAAGAGAUGGACCCCCCAGACUCGGCCUCAAGGGUCUUCUGUGGACACUUCCUCAGCAUGGUGAACACUGAUGAUGUCAAUGCCAUAAUCCUGGCCCAGAAGAACAUGCUGGACCGCUUUGAGAAAACCAAUGAGAUGCUUCUGAACUUCAACAAUCUGUCCAAUGUGCGGCUGCAGCAGAUGAGUGAGCGCUUCAUGCACCAUACUCGCACCUUGGUGGACAUGAAACGGGACCUGGACAGCAUCUUCCGAAGGAUCAGGACACUGAAGGGGAAGCUGGCCCGGCAGCAUCCAGAGGCUUUCAGUCACAUCCCGGAGGGCUCAUUCCUAGAAGAUGAAGAUGAAGACCCCAUUCCACCCAGUAUCACCACGACCAUCGCCACCUCGGAGCAGAGCACAGGCUCCUGUGACACCAGCCCUGACACUGUCUCAGCAUCUCUCAGUCCUGGCUUUGAGGACCUAUCACAUAUUCGACCUGGUUCCCCUGCCAUCAACGGCCACAGCCAGACAGAUGACGAGGAAGAGACGCAUGGAGAAUAGCCCCCUUCCCGCCAUCCCAGAAAGGAUCAGAGCAGCAGUGGUCCUGCUGGGGUCACAAUCGGUCAGCUCUGCUGCUCCAUUGGGUCAUAGGCAGGGUCCCUAAUUCCUGCCCCUCCUCCUAAGAGCAGGACUUCCCCUUGCCCCCACAUGCACCCAGCUGGGGCAGUGGGGCUGGCUACAGGUAUAUCCUUGAGCUAAGCCUGGGCAAGUCCCCAGAGACCAAAGCUAGAUGUUCCCUACACCAUGGUGGGGCCCCCUGGAGGCAGAAGGUGCCUGCAGGGCUGAGCUUGUUCUACCCUCUGGCAGCUGCUGACUUGACUCUGGUCUCCCUGUCCUCUGUGGAGUACUUUUUCCCUGUCGUGUUGAAUUCUGGACAAGGAAGAAGGUUCAAGAGAGGCAGCCUUCACUCUGUGGGCCGCUGUUUCUCACAGGACAAGCAGCUGUCUCCGGGAGCUGGCCAGUCACCUUAGAAAACAGCUGAUUGAAUAUUUUUGUAUCAAUGUUUCGGAUGCUGUUGGGAAGUUACCAGUAAAGGCUUACUAAACAGGA
This is a messenger RNA of Arvicola amphibius (Eurasian water vole), 3170 nucleotides long. RefSeq names its product KxDL motif containing 1 (gene Kxd1). The transcript has 4 exons. Gene Ontology annotation, cellular component: BORC complex. Bases 2088 to 2621 code for a protein of 177 amino acids. The record is from RefSeq and is a predicted model, not a curated record. Lineage: Eukaryota; Metazoa; Chordata; Mammalia; Rodentia; Cricetidae. Gene Ontology annotation, biological process: lysosome localization.